This is a messenger RNA of Amoebophrya sp. A120, 12111 nucleotides long. The record is from the annotation of a GenBank genome assembly. Lineage: Eukaryota; Dinophyceae; Syndiniales; Amoebophryaceae.
CUUAAGCUUUGCUACGUGCCUACAUAUGUCGAUCCGCGCGUAUACAGUGCGCGUCCCUAAGAAAACCUUGCUCCUAUCAUGAGCAUAUGUCUAUCCGCCCCGAAAAUGUUUUUACGUACAUGCGGUUGCGCCUGCAUGUGGCGCCGCUCGGUGCGCCAGGUGGCGCGGUCGGUUUCGACGUUCGGUGGGCCGCCUACAUGUCCCAAAAACCUGGCAUGACUUGGCAUACUUACAUGACCUACAUGCCCUGCAGGCUAUAUGUGCAAAAUUUUGCUGAGAGUAAUGUAAAAGUUGCAAACUUAUUCGUUAAAGUUUGGAUUUGAUGUAGCUGAGGUUGAGGCCGUAAGGUCAUAGCGCACGCACUUUAAUUUAAAGUCCAGCAUCAGCAGCAAAGCAUGGCAGCCCAGGGAGGCGUGGAGCUGCGCGGCGUCGUGGAGGAAGAAGAGGAGGAGGGGCCCGCGGUCGAGGGCGAGAUCGAGCCUGUGAAAGACGCCGACAAUGCGGACCAGGGUUUCGACUGGAAUCGUUCGUGUGCCUACAAAACGAUGAAAAUAGUGCGCGUGCGUGAUCGCUACCUGGGAAUGCUUUAUUGGGCCAUCGUGGUGGGCGUCAUACUGUACAUUGUCAUCGUGGCUGUAGGACUUGAUGGAAAGCACCAAAGACAGGAGCCCGGGCUUGGAAGCACGAUAGUGAAGUUCCGCGGUAAGGCCUUCAACGCCAGAAAAGAAGCCUUCGAUCAGGCGGAUUUGAGGUAUGUGCACUGACAUUGUGUUGCGGAACGCGAGCUAUAGUCUCGGUGUUGCGGCAGCCCUUUUGUUUCUCUCCUUGUUUGCGCAAUGAAUUUGUGCCGCAAGAGCACUACAAAAAACCCAAAUGCGUGUACCGACGUCACCAGUUUUGUUGAUUGAUGUAGGUAGGAAUUAUCUGCAUUGGCGUUUAUUUUUUAAUACGUUCAUGCUCAUGGGGCAGGGGCUGAUUAUUUAAGAAUAAGAUUAAAUAUAUGUUGUUGUUCUUUUCGCAGCAGUUUUUUCUUUCGGGAAUCAAUUGAUGCGUCUUGCGUGAUGUUGUAUGGAAUUGCAACUAACAGUGGCAUGCUUUUGCAAAUAAUGAUGAGAUACCCUGAAAUCGAGCCGGGCGGUGCUUUUAUUGUGACCCGUAGCGUGACCAUGAAGGAACAGUCUCCCGGUGCGUGUGUUGAUUAUGAUAAGCCGUGCAAAGCGGGCGACGACGACCCAAACGUGUGCACGGACUGCGAUGCCGCGAGCAAGCAUUGUAACUCUCCGCGUUCAUGGUGCCCGAGCAUCGGCGCUGGGAAUGUAGCAAAAUUGACCGACGACGGGAGCACCAUCAUGGUAGAGGAAAUGGUUUCGGGCAUGGAAGAAGGAGUCGUGGAGUUUUUCGCGGGCAUCUCCUUCCCUGGAAUGGCCAAGAAGUUUUACGUGGCCGGGCAAACAGAGGAAGAUCCGCAAGGAGUCCACGAGCUCCGGAAUGUCACGCUGGCCAAUCUGCUCCAGAAUGCGGAAACGACCUACGCCGACGUGAAACAGACUGGGGCGGUGCUGGCUGUUGCCUUCUACUGGAACUGUGAUGUGCGGUAUUAGAGGAAAAAGUUGUCCCUCGCUAUCAUUCGAUCAGCAUUCGGAUCAUCAUCAUCAUCAGCAUUCGCUGCAUCCAUCGUUUUUUUGUUCUUCGUAGAGGAGUCUGUGGGGAGCCGGAAGAUAUUUAUUUAUAGCAAGCGAGCACCAUUGUUUUAGUUUUAAGCGAUCACCAUUGUGAGGCUCCGGAUCAUGAGGGCCAAAUGUUGGAAAAAAGACCACAAAAAUUUGCAAGCCUCUUUUUUUCCCAUGGCGAGGAACGCCACGCGCCGUGGCGUGUUGUGCUCCCUGGCUUCAAGUCAUGCGUGGGCUAUUUUUCCAGUUUGCUUCGCGAUUCACUUCAUAUUUUAAACGUUUUGCCGAAAUUCGCGGGCUUCCUCUCAUCCCGAUUGUAGGUUGUGUGGUGGGCGCAGUUAGAUUUCUAUUCCGUUUGCCGGAUCGAUAACACCGUCGACCCUGUGACCAUAUGCAAGGCGCUUCCCGGUUUUUCCGGUUUGCCUUGUUGCUUCUUUUCAAUUUACCAAAAAAAGUUCCCAACUUCAUACCCUUUCAAAAAGUUUCCGAUAACACGAGCGGAAUCGGAAAGAUUUCGCGAAUGUGUCCGAGAGUUUUCGUUCUCUUUUUUUUCUCUUUUCGUGUUUUUUCGCGAAAGUCGAUUUUUGUCAUUUUUUGAAUUUGCCACUUUUUUUCAAACAAUGUCAAUCCGUUACGGAUUGACAUUCGCAGCGAAAUUUAUAAUCAAUGCGAGUCGUAUGAGACCUACACAGCAAUCGCAUUGCUCCCAUUGCUCGCAUUGGUCGCCUCGUAAAGACGUGGCGCCAGGAUGCCCAAGAUGGCCCUCCCAGCACCCUCCCCCGCUUAGUAUCUGGUGACCGUGUCGCGAUUCGCGGCGGCGUGGCCGCCUACCAUUCUUUUUUUCGAAAGUGACGGCCCAGAAAAAAAAAGAAGUCGGGGCCGCGCCGGCAAUAGUUAACAACGAGGCCCACUCGUGGCGCUUCUAAAUGAGGCCACAAAGGUGGCCGCAUUUUAGGCAGUGCGGGCACUAGUAGGCCGAGGCUACUUAGCAAGAAUAGGCCUAGGCGCGAGAUGUUUCGUUCUUAGGCUGCCACCCGCCGGGAGUAAGCUAGGGGGCCAGGCCGCGCACCGAGUGGCGCGCCCGCUCGUGUUGUGUUCUGGCGCAGGCAAAGCUCCACACUGGCCGCAGCGCUAGGUGCGGGGUGGCGUAUUCUAAAACGGCGGCUCGGUCGGGUGGGAAGUACCGAUGACGGAGGGGGCCGCGGGCCGUUCGGCGCGCUCGUAUGGGGAUCGUAUUGGUCCGAUUGCUCGCAUUGGUCGCCUCGUGCUGACCCUGGAUUCUUAUAAAUUUCGCUGACAUUGUUUUAGUUACCGCCUCGGGCUGCUUUCCCAAGUAUCAACAAGAUCGAACCCCAGUAGAGGCAAAAGGAGCAAAAUCAUAACUCCCGGAAAAAAUAAAGCGAAAAGAUUUGCCCUUGUGUGUUUGCAUUUCUCGCGACCGGCCCGGCCUUGCCUGUCCCCGCUCAGAUGUUGGCAGCCUGGGCAUGGUUUCGGGCCUUGGCCUCCAGAUUGAGGCCGCGGAGUUUGCUGCAGCGCCUGUUCGGAAGUUUUGAUCUGUCCAAUGGUCGGCCAGGUUUGGUUUCCGUGCCUUUGGCGUUGUCUUUUUGGGUUUAGGGUUUUGUUUAGGGUUAGGGUUUAGGGGGUAGAGGGGCGCGAUUUUUUUCGGACACGCGGCAAUUUAUGUGAGACGAGAAAUCUGAAACAAUUCAAAAACUUUUUUCUUGGAAUUUUUUUCCGGGAUUUCUGAUUUUAUGCAGCAGCCGCAGGAGAAUCAUCCUAUGGGAUGGCCAAUGCUCUAUGGGAGCGAUCUUCUGCGGAGAAGUGCUGGCGCCGGCAUCGUGGAGCGCCUACCCCUCUAUCAUAAGAGAAUCUGCCUGGGUCUCUGUCCGUCUAUAGGCAAGAAGCCUCGCGAUCCAUCCGCGGUCGGAGCCGCAAACUGCAACAGCCUGCCAGCCGCAAAAGUCCCGAAGUAAAAACAGGGCGGGGGGGGCGGGGAAAAUCAGCAGACCCAAGGGUCUACCGUCUGCACUAACGUGCUCAGGUUCUGGAUACCGUGCAAAGGCUAGGGCGGGGAAAGUAUAAGACACCGCCCGACCAGCCUCAGCCUUGACUCACAGGCUCGCAAGACUCCUGCUGUGCGGGCAUACGUUUUACGCAGUAGUCGCAGGAGGAUCAUCCUAUGGGAUGGCCAAUGCUCUAUGGGAGCGAUCUUCUGCGAGGAAGUGUUGGCGCCCGCAUCGUGGAGCACCUACCCCAACGCCGGAGGAGCAACGCGCCGAAGCAGGACAAAGAACCCCGAGCCGCCCAGCGGCAGACAGAUGAAUUUGGGCAACGGACCGAGCCCCAUCGAUGAGGACGCGACAGAAACGAAGGCGAAGAAAAGACAAGGGGCGCGCAGUCUCUCUCUCCGUGCCACGUCUCUCUGUGAACAAAAGGCAAUAGACAGAGAUAAAAUCCAAUGGGUGUGAGGCCCGCGAAGGUGCGUGGCAAUCAAUGGAGCAAACUAUGCGGCGCCGAGGAUCAAAUAAUGUAUCCCAAAAAGAACAGACUCCAGACAAGCCCCGGGCCGUCUCAAAUAGCUUGCGCACUGGUUCAAUAUAGUAGACAAACGCGGAAGCUAUUUUUUCGCCUUCGCCUUGGCCUCAUGCACAGCCCCCGCCCGCUCCGGUUCGAAACCCCAGCGGCACUUCUCGGCAACGCGCUUGAUCUCUUCGCAAGAGGUCGGCGGGGAAUGGCGGUAGACACAGCUACGCCGCUCGCGCUUGCCCUUCUCCAGGAACGUCGCACAAGGGCCGCGACUACUGCCCGGGCCGUUCUCCGUACGCCGGCGCUUCGCGUCGUCGUCCUUAUCCCCCGGGGGCUUAGUGUUGUUCUCGAUUCGCACCAGGCACAGGCCCUGGAGCCAGUCCCACACCCGAAGGGCGUAGAGUUGGACGCUGUCCACCUGCGCCACCUUCUUGAAGCCCCCCGCCCGGCAGCACCAAAGUCGCCAAAUCGGCGCGCCGCACUUUGUGGAGGAUUUUCGUGAGCUUCUCCGGACCCAGCAAAAACCCGAAGCGCAGGAUGACUGUGAGCGCCCAGCCGUUCACGAGGUGCACUGCCUCGCCCGCCAUGAAAAUGGCCGCCGUCACAAUCUGGACCAUGUGCGUGAUGUCCUUCGCAGUGAUCUGGUGAAGGGUUCGCUCUUCGACGUGUUUACACAAGGCGGACCAGGCGGGCGAGGAACAAAGGCAAUCCGGGGCGACUCCAGCCUGCGCGGCCACGGCUUCGAGUCCCUUUUUCUCCGUCGUCAUCUUGGUGGCGACUUCCCCCAAGACUUUGCCCAAAGCCCCGGAACGGGCCUGCUUCGCGGCAGCUUCCGCACCCCCAUCCUGCUGCUCUUGCAGCUGCAGCUGCUCAGCAGGAAGCUCAUCACGGCCGUCCAUUUUUGCGCGACAGAGGAAAAAUAGAUGGCGCUCACGACUGAAGUCUGAGGACACAAUAUCGAAAAUCCACGGAGGACGUCUCAAGUUCCCUAGCUCCCUGGAAAGACAAAACAAAGCAGGAAGAAGCGCGCGCCAAAUUUGCAGGAGACCGAAGUGAUCAAAGUAAGAUCCUGCCGGGGAUUUAAGCGCGCAGGAUGGGCCGAGCGCCGCAAAAGCAAGAACAGAGCCCCAUUUCUAGGCCACGAAGAUUGUAACCCCGAUCCAAAUGGGCCACCGCCGAGAGUGUGAGGAGAGAGAGACCCGGGCCGCCACUUGCAGCGAGAGCUGAAAUUUACAGGAACCAGGAAGGACGGCGAAGCUAACAGCCCCAGGAACAUGAGCCGAGAGAAUUUCUGGAAUCUGCACGGAACCAAGUAGCCGCGUAGCGCGGUGCAAUUUGCGGAAAAACAGAGAGCGGGCAGAACCUACAAAAUCCCGAGGGAAGUGUCUCGCUUGGGCACUUCGUGCAGUCCUUUCGUGCGGCUAUAAUAGCACACCUUGGCGGGGGACGCCCAACGUGAAGGAUUCGCAAUGACUAAACUACUAUGGCCGUGCUCCAAUAGAGUUAGGAGAAGGCCAGUCCGCAGGCUAUGGGAAGAAAGUAGUUUGUAUCUCAUACCUGCCUGCGCGACAAUCGCUCAACAUCGAUCCCCCGAACCGCAUAGAGGGCCCCCCGGUACGCGUGCAGGCACGACGCACGGCCUCCGGAUUCGCGGGAACACUUCACCCGAAUCGCCUGCGUGGCAUUGCUCUUCAACACUACUCCCCGCAAGUCUAGGCCAGUGGAGUGCUGCCCCCACAGGAUUUUUAUCCCGGCGCCGACUUUCAGCGCCUCCGACUCCCGCAACCCAAAAUCAACCAGAUCGGGCCCCAGUCCCGGCAAAUUAUAAAAAUUCAUGGCGCGACUUUGAAAAAAUUCGCCGACGACUUCUCUUUCGAAAAAAAAUCGGGCGCGGAUGAUGGGGGUUUCUACAUUUUCCGUAUUGCCCCUCGUCCUUCGCGGCUUCCGUGUGUGCCUUUGGGUGUGUUGGGCCUUUGGGGUGGUUCGCGUUUUGCCGGAAGAGUGCCGAGCCCCCCGGUGUCUUUUGUUUUUUCCCAGGAUUCUUCCGCGCCCGGGGGAGGGGCAGUUGUUUUUUGCCGACGGCCGGCCGGGUUUUUUUCCGGGAUUUGGAACGCGGAGCCGGUAAUUUAUUACGACAAAAAAAAUUUUUAUUACGACAAAAAAUUUAAAAAAAUUCAAAAAAAUUCAAAAAAAAUUGUCGUGAACAAAACGGCUUAGAAAUCCCUAUGGUUUGGGAUUUGUCGCCUUUUUUCAAUUUUUUUCCGUUUUUUUGACAGAUGAUUGACAGAUGAUUGGUCGUAAGAAAUGCAGAAAAAAACUGCAAAUGUCCCGUCUGGGUAUGAAGUUCAAUUUGGAGUAUGUGGGUCGUGGCCCGCUGCUCGACAGCCCCUUGGCCUUUCUUAGGGGCCGGCGCCCCCGUUGUUGUGCUUCCCUCGGCCGGCCCUUUUUCUUUCUGGGGUUCCCCUUUUUCACCUUCGCCUGCGCCCUCCUUUUAUCUUUGCCUUCCCUGGGCCCGUGGAUUCGUCGCAGAUCUCGGGCCACCACGUCCUUCGGGCGGGAUUUUUUUCUUCUCCGAAAGUCUUUCGAAAGUCCCGGCAUGAAUUUUUAUAAUUCGAGCCCACUGGCGGCCGAUCUGGUUGACCAAAAAGAAAAACCAGCAGAAGCUGGGCCCGGUCUAUUGUGUUCCCGAUCUGCGUAAUGCGCUCCCGAAAAAGUGGCGCUUUCUGGCUGUGGUUGAACACGUAUACAAGUGCACAGCUCCCCCUCCCCCUCAAAAUAUUCCUCCUUCAUAAUAUUUCGCAAUUUAUUUGGUUGCCAAGUGGUGCGCUUUUAUGUCACCAAGUGCUGCACUUUUGUGCCAUUAAAUCGCGCACGUUUCGACUCCAAUAAAUGCGCAGCGAUCGCGUUGCGUUUUGUGGCAGCAAACGCGUCGCAAAAGGUCGCGGGCCCGGGUCGUGUUCGUGCCUUUGAUCGGUCGAGCCUGUGAUCUCCGCACACCUGGCGCAGAAAUGAAUCGGGGCCAGAUGACUGCGUCAGGAAUGAUAAUGAACAAGGAGACGGCAGCAAGCAACCAGAAGAAAAGGGCGGGCCUUCUUCUGCGUGUAAGAAGUUGCAAGACUUCUGGCAAAUGCUCGCCAAGUCGCCAGCUUUUGCGUCGUCAAGUCAGCGACUUUUUUGCGACCUCGGAAAUCAGCUCAAAGAGUGUUGCUCUUUGAUCGCUAAUCGCGAUGCUAUGGGCCCACUCACCCUCAUGAGGGAAAGUGGACAACUUUGGCGAGGGGGAGUGAGCCCAUAGCAUCGCGAUUAGCGAAACGCGCAGCGUUUUGGCCCCGGCAAAUCGUCCCCAUAGCGCGCAGGCUAGCUCCUAGAAAAAAACUAAAAAAGUGCGCGCUUUGUCAUUCAAGUCAUUCGCUUUUUGUCACUCAAGUCAGCGACUUUCCGAGCUCGGAUCUGCGAGCCGCAAAAAAGGAACAAAAAGUAUCACACUUCGAUGGCUAAUCGCGAUGCUAUGGGCCCACUCCCCCUCAUGAGGGGAAGGGAACAGCUUUGGUGAGGGGGGGUGAGGCUAAAGCAUCGCGAUUAGCUUUCACAGCAUGGCGAGAGACUGCAAACGUUUGCGACGCUUUUGGCCGCAUAAAAAGCAACGCAAACGCUUCGCAUUUGGGGCCGAAUUGUGCGCGAUUUGAUGACAUGAAAGCGCGUUAUUUGGUGACAUAGAAGCGCGCUACUUGGUAACCAAGUAAGUGCUUAAGUAUUAAUAUUUUGAGGGCCGGGGAAGCUGUGCCGCAAACUACUGAGAAGGGACCAGAUGGAACCCUCCUCGACCUCGGUGAGUGAGAGCUGCCCACUUCCCCGCCCCUGUUUCAUCACUAGGCUGGCGUCGUCGUCAAAAGUCUUGUAGUCCGUGGCUAAAGAAAUCGCCACAAAAUUCUCCAGACCCCGGUAGGAAACAUACAGGCCAGGGAUCGACUCCCUGCGCCCUGGAGAUUCUUUCGUGCUUCACUAUGCGGGACUUCGUUGUCGAGGCGGAGGACAGCGAAGUCAUUUGCCCGAGAAACUGAACGCACUGCGACAAAGCCACUGGAUCGGCCGCGAGCCGGCGCGGCGUCUGCGUUUGCGCUGAGGUGCGAGGCUUGCGAGUCGUGUCACCCGCUGCAGGAGCAGCAAAAUCCUUGGCCCCCGACGCCACACCUUCCAAAACCUGCGCUACCCUGUCGCCCCACGGGAGCGGCGCGCGCGCAUGUUCCUUUUGGCGAGUUUCUUGCUUCUCUUUCAGACUUUUGAGUACAUGAAGCAUGGCGAAAAGUGGUAGAAACAAAGCACGCAGGCCGGUAUUCCAAAUCCCAGCGGUACUAUUGUACGGAAAAAGCGAAUAGCGGCGACAGGAGGAAUCUAUCCGGGAAAGCAGUGUGCUCAAAACCCUGAGAAAAGAGCAACGUAGCCAAAAUAAGAGGGACUGGGACAGGGCCGAACUAAAAUGCCCAAGGGGAAUGAUCUCCAACGCCGCAGCUUGCUUCACUCAGCAAAAUACUCUGACCCAAGCAAUUCACCACAGCGAUCCCAUUUCGGUCGGACAGUCUCGGUCUCGCAGAGCGAUGAGAGAAGAGAGGUCAACAGCCACAGGCUAGCGCUCCUGUCAGGGAGAAAGUUCGCAAGGGUAACGGGCCCGAACCGCCAGCGCCAGACGACCCCUCCUCCCAUCGCAAAGCGAGGCCACAGACUCAGACUGUUGCCCCUUCGGGCAAACAGUCCACAAGUACCGUCUCCCCACCGCGGGAAGGGCACAAAAGCCAUCCCUGCCACAACUUCAGCUAGGGGAAGCAAAGGGCUCGCCUCCUCACAUCGAGGAGGGCACCACGCUCCUCCCCCCACAGCAGGAAGAGGAGACUACGCACACCCUUGCUACAUCAGCGUAAGGCUCUGACAAGCUCACUCUCUUCACAUCAAAGAGAGGAGGACGGCGCUCCCCUUCCCACAUCGAGAAGGGGGGCAGACUACUACCACGGCAGGGGCGUAACUCCUUGGAACCUGAGAAAAUACAGCAGAGAAAAACCAGCAGAGCCAAGGGUCUACCGUCUGCGCUAACGUUCUCAGGUUCUGGAUGCCGUGCAAAGGCUAGGGCGGGGACAGUAUAAAAUACCGCCCGACCAGCCUCAGCCUUGACGCACAGGCUCGCAAGACUCCUGCUGCCCGGGCAUGCAUUUUUUUACUCCCGAGCCCCCGGGGGGCCCAUCUGGUUGACAAGUAGCGCGGUAGUUGGACUCUGGACGAUAAAGGCAGAAGCGUUGGCCUGUGCCACAACCAAGGCGCGCCCCUCCUUCUCCUCGUCGCUCUUCGUUGUGUUUAUUUCUUCGCUUGUGCCGUCAGAUCGGUUUAAGACUAGAAAGAACGCAGCCAAUUUAUAGCGUGUUUUUCUUGGGAUCGUGCUUAUUAUAUUUAUUGCAUUUUUAACAUUAAGUGGGGCUGGGGUAACGCAAACACACCGCUGCAGUCUCACUUCACAUCCACCCGGCCGGCUAAGUGAGAAGCUAGCCUAAGGUAGCCUCUCCGUACUCGUCCCUCCCGUCCAUUUGCAUUUCUGGGACGAGUUGCAGGGCUUUUUUUGGUGUUGCGCUGUAAUUUUCCAAGCCGCAGAAGCGCUUCCUCUUCCAGUCUUUGCCUUUCCUCCAACUCAGAAUCAGAUGCGUCCGCUGGUUGUUGAUGUGGCCGGAUUAAGGUACCGCCCAAAUAUGAGAACCGCACCGCUCAACACCAUGGGCGGGAAUAGGCAAAACAGGAAGCGCGCAAAUUAGCAGCAGAGGCGAACCGCCGUGCUGUUAUGCUUUGAUGCGAAACCGGAAAAGAAACACGACACCGCAUGCGUAUGCAAAAAGCCGAGCCCUCUCUCUUCAGUAGAAGACUCGUGGGGAUUGCGCAAUAUACCAGCCUUGACUUUUUUCCACAGACGUAUACAAGAAAAAAGAUAGCGAGGUAGAUGGUUUUUUUCGUUUUCAAUUGCGGGGUCGGGACUGCACAUCAGACAUAACCGCUCGCCGGGUGGACAACGCCGUGGGGUAUUAUCAGAAGAAGGCAACGUACUACAAAAAAAACGGGCAGGACGUCCGGGAUGCCACGGUCAUGUACGGGAUACGAAUUUUGGUCGAGAGCAGUGGUAUCGUACUUAGUAUAGCUGCAACACGUGGCAUUUUUGUAUGCCGCAACUCGCGUAGCUGGUGGCGUUGUCGUCUUGGUUUUGGCUUUGUUGUCAUUUUCAACAUUUAAAAGCCAUCAUGAACAAACUGAGAGAGUUGGGACUGUGGCCAUGAAUCCGCCUCCUGUUUUCAUUACAAACUACUGGUAGUGCCAUACACUAGCGUUAUAAUCUCUCUUUCUGCUCUGUAGCCUGGAUAUCUCACUGCUUUCAAACCGUUGAGAGAUAAAUCGCAGCUAGAUCCGGGUACAGCUACUUCGAGUCCUCUUGUUUUUUGCAUUGCACCCGCAAGAGGACAAACAAAUAUUAGUAGGAAAAAUUUCCCUCGAUGCCUCAACAUCCCAGGGAUCGGCAAGAAGUCCACACUUGUGCUGCUGGUUAUCCAGCUCGGUAGUUGUCUCGCACUACUCCGAGUGGCGAGUAUUAUGGCGUCCUCAGAUGUGGCAAUCUCAAACUAGAACUCAAUGCCACUCGUUGCAAUCAAUACAGCUGUGAUUCGUCAUCUUGCAUAUGCAUGAGCAACGUGGUAAGCCCGGAGAUGUAAAAACCUUUGCGCUUUUCGCAAAAAUUGGAGCUAGUGCCACUUUUUAAUCGUGCGCAUUUUCGGUCGAGCUGCCAGAAAAAGAAAGUUAAUGCACACACGUCGGCGGCAGCGGGAAGAUCGUUGUGGACGUGUGUUUGGCACCACAAAUAAUUUCCGUCUUCAACAUCGUUAGGAUUCGCAUUGAAACACCUGAGCAGACUAUAACCGUGGUGGCGGACUUCUUGAUGUUGAACUGUUACUCCGAGAAGAAAGUGAAAAUGUACUACAAGUGCAAGGUGUAUGAAAGUGCCGUGUAGGGAAUUGUCAAAAUGGAAGUAGUUUUCGAUGCAAUGCAGUUGCUGCACAAGAUUAUGGACCCUCUAUGCAUAACACAGAUACAUCACAGUUUGUUGCGAAGUCAUUUUUCAGUGCAAGCGCAAUCUACACGCGAGGGUGAAAGAAGUAGAUGUUAAUACUACGUAUGAUAAAAUGCUAAUGCAGUGAUAUGCACCGAUGCAAUAUCAAUACAUGCCUGGACGGGCCGCGGGGAUGAAUGACGAUGAUGGCACAAAACAAUAUUCCAAAUUAAUCGAUAAUUUCCCACUUGACGCAUUCAUAUUGUCUUCGAGACGCAAGACUACAGCGACUUGCAAGAUCGCAUCAACAUUAUACAGGUGACGUCUAUCAUAGAUGAGAUUCUUAGCGGCGCUGAUUUUUGAAGAUCUCUAAAUCAUUGUGCAGUGCCUGCGACCUACUGAGUGUAAGUGAAAUCAGUAUUGCAUCCUUCCUCUUAAUAAGCUGCAGACUCUUGUUGGCAGUUCUGAUUAUAUUUGAUAAUUUCCACCUGUUGUUGAUGUUGUUGAUGCCUAAAAAAUUUGCUUGAAGUUAUGAUAUGACUGCACUGACUUCUGAGGUCAAACAAAAUCUUAUCCCGUAUUUCAGGAUGCCGAGAAAGAAACUUCGGCGCUUCUGCGAAAAAGCAAAAACCUGGGUAUGGGUUCGGGGGGCCGUGGCGGGCUGGCAGCCAGCAUACUCAGAUGACCCAAGAGACAUCAUGCGUGGAUGCAGCACACCCACACGCGACCAUUGAUCGCAAAAAUGAUCGCGAAGCUCCAGGACUUGUCAUCACCUCCACACUGAGCACCCGCGGUACGUUGCAGGGAAAUUUUAUGGUCCGGCGCACUAGACCGAGGCUGAAAUAA